CAAGUGAACUAAAAGAGCCAACAGCUUGGCAUACGGAGAAUAAGCCAGCCCCAAACGAAAACACGGGGAUUUUAAGCGCGGGUCCGGAGGGGCCUGUUGGCACUGGCCCAAUGCCUGCGCUAACCCUUGGGCGCUGCAGCGUGGAGCCCCGGGGUCUGCGGGCCCGACCGGCAAAAAGAGAGAUGCGGCGCCCGGCGCCCACAGGGGGAGUGGGCUCUCCUCUGCAAGAAGGGAGACAGCCGGGAGGCACUUGGGUCGUCCGGCGCGUGCGCCACGGCUCGGGACAGGCAUCGAGUCCGGUACGGAGCGGAGCCGAGGCGCGGCGAGGAGCUGCUCAAAUGUCCGCUGACCAGUGGUCAGCCUUAACCUGUCCUCGCCAGGAGCGCUCGUCCUGGGCCACCCGCCAUCGCCGCUCCUGGGCUCUGGAGGGGCGCAGGCCCGGGGUGGCUCGGGCGGGGCCCCAGGUGAAGGGCGUCCGCCUGCGGCAGCCCCCGUCCUCCUGUCUCCACGGUCGCGGGAGCGCCCGGCCCCGCGCCGAAACAGCAACUGUGAUUGACGGAGUCACCGCCCCGCGCCCGAGCCACCCCCUCCUCCCCCGCCGCCCCCCUGCCCCGAUACGUCAUGGAAACACGGACGUCAGAGCGUCCCGGCCAAUCGCAGGCAGCGGCAGGAGGAAAGGAGCGAGGGGGGGCGGGGGCAGCGGCGGGCCGAGGCGGUCGGGGAAGGAAGAGAGGGAGGGGCGUGCGGAGGCGCGGGGCCCCCGCCCUCACUCCGGCCACCCUUUCCCGACCGCGCCGCCGGGGCUAAUCGCCGGGCGCGCGCUUGCCAGCCGGGAGCGCGCUCGCCGGGUCCUCCCCUUAAACGCCCUCUCCGCGCCGCCCGGCUCCCAGUCCCAGUCCGAGCCGCGCUUCCCCCGCGCGCGCGCGCCUGCCCGCCCCCAGCCUCCCCGCGGGCCGCGUCACGUGACUGCGCCCAGCCAAGGCGGCAGCAGCGGCGGCGCGAGCUUCGGCGGCGGCGGCGGCGGCGGCAGUGGCAGCGGGAGCAGCUGCGCCGCCAGCGUGGAGCGGGAGGCGUGUGGGUGUGGAGAGAAGGGAGCGCCGGACCGGAACGGAUAUGUACAUCUCAUGCUUGAUGUGAAGAAACUAGUCAUGGGCCAAAGGUCAAGAUACUUCUCUGGGAAAUGCUGCUGAUGCUGCUGUACAAAGUCAUACAAUGAGUGUGUGGUUUAAGAAAGAUUUUGAUAUUUAGAAGAUUUUCAUCUUGGAAAUAUAUCAAGUGAAAAUUAGAGUCUUUUGGGAAACAUUUUCCUCCUAAUAAAUUAUACUUGUAAUGGGCGACAUGGCAAACAACUCAGUUGCAUAUGGUGGAGUAAAAAACUCUUUGAAGGAAGCUAAUCAU
Molecule: messenger RNA, 1398 nt
Organism: Equus caballus (horse)
Lineage: Eukaryota; Metazoa; Chordata; Mammalia; Perissodactyla; Equidae
Source: RefSeq, a predicted model, not a curated record